AUGAAGAUGAAAGAUAUGCCAAUCACACGGCGUACAGUGUUAUCUGUGACUCAAAGAAUAUUUGAUCCAAUUGGAUUUAGUUGUCCAGUCACAUUGAUACCAAAAUUGAUUCUGCAAAAAAGUUGGCAAGAAAAACUAAGUUGGGAUACCGAAUUAACAGAAGAUUUGAAAAAGGAAUUCUUAGUUUGGCUUGAGGAUUUAUCUUUAUUAUCAUCAGUGAGAAUUCCUCGCCAAGCAACAGCAGUUAAUAGAAUUUCUAGUAGUUUGCAUGUUUUUGCUGACGCUUCAAAAUAUUCGUACGCAACUGCCAUUUUUCUUAGAAAUGAAUCGCAAGAUGAAAUAAAAGUGCAACUUUUACAGGCGAAGUCAAGAGUUUCUCCACUGCGAAAAAUUACGAUUCCAAGACUUGAAUUAUUAGCCUGUUAUAUUGGCGCUAAGUUAUCUGAAUUCGUCACGAAAAGUUUAACUCUGGAAAUAAAUGAAACAUAUUAUUGGACGGAUUCAACAACUGCCUUGUUCUGGAUUAAGAAUAAUGACCUACCCUGGGGAACAUUCGUUUGUAACAGAGUGAAGAAAAUACGUGAAUGUAGUGAUCCCAAGGAUUGGAGACAUGUUCCUGGUAUUAGUAAUCCUGCUGACUUGCCAUCUAGGGGAUGCACUGUUUCAAAGCUUCUGGAAACUAAAUGGUGGGAGGGCCCACUUUGGUUGUCCAAGUCUAAAGAAGAGUGGCCUAAUUCAACCCCAAUAGAAAAUGAAGAGGAAAUAUACUUGGAGCAGAGAAAAACCGUUGUGGCAACUCUUACCUGCGAGAACACUGAAAAUUCAUGGAUGCUAGCAUAUUUUUCGAGUUACUUAAAAAUUUUAAGAAUGACGGCAUGGAUUCUAAGAUUCCUCAAAAAUGCUCAGAAAACAAGAGCUGAACAAGAGAUUGGCGAGCUGAAAUUGUACGAAUUGAAUGAGGCUGAAAAGAUAUUAAUGAAGCAGAUUCAGCAAAAGUCAUUUAAUGACGAAGAUAUCUCAAGGUUAAAAUCUUUAUGCGUCUUUAAAAACGAAGAAGGUAUCUUAAGAGUAAGCACCAAGUUAACUGAAAGAAAAGAUCUUGAAAGCUUUAUCAGUCCUAUACUGCUGCCAAGCACGCAUAAACUUGUGAUAAUAAUGAUUUUUUACAUGCACAAAAGUAUGUGCCAUGCGGGGAUUCAGAUAUUGAUGUCUAAAUUAAGAGAACGAUUCUGGAUUAUAAGAUCUCGUAAGACGAUUCGCAAAGUUUUAGCUCGUUGCGUGAGAUGUAAAAGACGCCAAACUACGAGGAUCGAAUGCAAUCCAGGAGUGUUACCUGAAAACAGAGUCAAAGAUGCAUUGGUGUUUGAAAUAACAGGAAUAGAUUUGGCGGGACCUUUGAUGCUUAGAGAAAAAUGCAAAGCGUGGAUAAUUAUAUUUACAUGUGCUGUCUACAGAGCCAUCCAUUUGGAAUUGAUAACUUCUCAAUCAACACAAAGUUUUUUGCUUGGUUUACGACGAUUUAUAGCCAGACGAGGAAGACCGAAAGUUAUUUAUAGCGAUAAUGGCACCAAUUUUACAGGAGCUAACAACCUAUUUAAAUCGUUAGAUUGGAAAAUGAUCGAAAUUGAAGCAUCUGUGAAUAGGAUUCAAUGGAACUUUAAUCCUCCUGCUUCCCCAUGGUGGGGAGGAUUUUGGGAAAGAAUGGUGCAGAUGGUUAAAAAACUUCUUCGUAGGGUUUUAGGUCAAUCAGCUUUAAAUUAUGAAGAAAUGACGAGCGUCCUUUGUGAUUGUGAGACAACAAUAAAUUCUAGACCUCUCACUUAUGUCUCAGAACAAGGGGAUGAACUCAUUCCAUUGACGCCAGCUAUGUUCUUGAAAGAAAUAGAUGAUGUCGGAGUGCCAGAUUUAGAUCAACUUGAUCAAGUAAAUUUGAAUAAAAGAUUAAGGUACCAGCAAAAUUUGCGCAAUGCUUUAAGAGAAAGAUUUAGAAGUGAGUACCUUGGGCAAUUAUUACAACGACCAUCAAAGAGUAAACCGAUUGAACCUUUGAAAGUAGGAGAUAUUGUUUUAAUCGAAACUGACGGUAAAAAAAGAACUUUAUGGCCAAUGGCUAAAAUAAUAGAUGUUUUUCCUGGUAAAGAUGGGCAAGUACGAGUGGUUCGCCUUAAAACUUCAUCCUGUGAACUCGUCAGGCCUGCGCAGAAGAUUUUCCCACUCGAAAUUUCCUCACCCACUGAACCUAAUCUAAUAAAUAAUGAAGCACGCAAGAAUAAACCAGAGAAGGACUUGCAGGUAGUUGGAAAAACAGUAAGAACGAGAAGUGGAAGACUUAUUAAAGUGCCAAUUAAAUUUUUGAGCUGA
Molecule: messenger RNA, 2361 nt
Organism: Parasteatoda tepidariorum (common house spider)
Lineage: Eukaryota; Metazoa; Arthropoda; Arachnida; Araneae; Theridiidae
Source: RefSeq, a predicted model, not a curated record